ACCCCCACUAUAACCACAUAUUAUAAUGAUCAUCUCUAUUUCAGAAUGUGUCUCAGCCACAGUUGCAGACAUCGCAUUCAUUGUUGACCAACGUAGCAGCACAGGGAACGAAAACUUUAAACAUAUGCGCAACUUCCUUCACCGGAUUGUAGCUGGUCUGGACAUCAGUUCAAACAAAGUGAGAGUGGGUGUAGUGCUCUACAGUAAUACACCCAAAGCUGAAAUGUACUUGGACACUCAUGGGAAUAAACAGGACAUUCUCCAUCACAUCAGGAGACUUCCAUUUUUAGGGGGUACAAUUACAAAGACCGGAGAGGCACUGAUGUUUGCUCAGAGUGAUGUGUUCACUAGGAAGAGAGGCAGCAGGCAACACUAUGGAGUAGAACAGUUAGCCGUUGUCCUCACAACUGGAAAUUCUGCAGAUGAUGUCAGCCAGGUGGCAAUGGAUUUACGCCAGUCAGGGGUCAAAGUUUUCACCGUAGGGGUGAAAAAUUCCCAGAUUGCAGAACUGCAGCAGAUUGCCUCCUAUCCACCCCAGAGGUUUGUGUUCACUGUGGAGGAUUUUGCAAAACUCAGCACAAUACAGAGAGACCUGAGGACAAGCAUUUGCCAUGAAAUCCACAGAAGCCAGAAAGGACAUGGACUAGGACGUGGACUUCCUGGACAAUUUGGACUUCCUGGGUUCUCAAGAACCCAACAAAACGUCCCAACUCAAGGUAAAUACCAGAAACUAAAUACACUAUAUAACAACAACAACAACAAAAAAAACAUUCCUGGCAACUUCAUAUUCGAAGGUCUAGGUCAUGACUGCCAUUAAAUAGGUAGAUAUUCUAACAUUUGCAAAAUUUGGCAAAUUUAACAGAACGAUUUUAACCAAGGCCCCUACAAAGUUCAUAAAUCCAGUUUAGUAUUACUCAUGUGGAUCCAGGUGUAUAUAACAUAUAUCUGGAGAUAUAUAUCUGGAAGUAAUCGUGUGGGAAUUUGGCUUUAAAAUGGUUGGGAAAGAUUACAUGGACACUUUGAUGCAUUGUUACAAAGUAGAUAUGACAUUGUCAGAAAAAUGUGUUCCAAGG
Messenger RNA from Clupea harengus (Atlantic herring), 1073 nucleotides. RefSeq names its product collagen alpha-1(XII) chain-like. The record is from RefSeq and is a predicted model, not a curated record. The transcript has a single exon. NCBI's taxonomy places the organism in Eukaryota, Metazoa, Chordata, Actinopteri, Clupeiformes, Clupeidae. Bases 26 to 817 code for a protein of 263 amino acids.